GCUGGGGGAGGCGGCGAUUCCGGCCGAGGGCUGCGGGUUGAGGGGCCGGCCUGGAGCGCCAUGAGUAGCCCGGAUGCGGGGUACGCCAGUGACGACCAGAGCCAGACCCGGAGUGCGCUGCCCACGGUGAUGGCCGGGCUAGGCCCCUGCACAUGGGCCGAGUCGCUGAACCCCCUUGGGGACAUGAAGGUGAAGGGCGAGGUGGCGACGGGUAGCGGCGCGCCAGCCGGGGCCUCGGGCAGGACUAAGGGGGAGUCUCGUAUUCGGCGACCCAUGAACGCCUUCAUGGUGUGGGCGAAGGACGAACGUAAACGCCUGGCGCAGCAGAACCCAGACCUCCAUAACGCGGAGCUGAGCAAGAUGCUAGGCAAAUCAUGGAAGGCGCUGACACUGGCAGAGAAGCGGCCCUUCGUGGAGGAGGCAGAGAGGCUGCGCGUGCAGCACAUGCAGGACCAUCCCAACUACAAGUACCGCCCGCGGCGCCGCAAGCAGGUGAAGCGGUUGAAGAGGGUGGAGGGCGGCUUCCUGCAUGGCCUACCAGAGCCACCGGCCGCCGUACUGGGACCUGAGGGCGGCCGCGGGAGCAUGGACGGCCUGGGCCUUUCCUUCGCGGAACAGGGCUUCCCUCCCGGCCCGCCGCUACUGCCCCCGCACUUAGGCGGCCACUAUCGCGACUGCCAGGGCCUGGGCGCGCCCCAGCUCGACAGCUACCCGCUGCCCACGCCCGACACGUCCCCGCUGGACGGCGUGGAGCCUGACCCGGCCUUCUUCGCUGCCGCGCUUCCCGCGGACUGCCCGGCGGCCUCGGGCGCCUACAAUUAUCCUCAGGCCUCGGACUACGGGGGGCCCCUAGAGCCGCCUACUGGUCCUCUGCACCCCCGGCUCGGCCCUGAUCCCGCCAGCCCUGCGCUGUCGGGCCUCCUGGCGCCCCCCAGCGCCCUGCACAUGUACUAUGGUGCCUUGGGCUCGCCGGCGGCGGCGGGCGGCGCGCGCUGCUUUCAGAUGCAGCAGCCUCAGCACCCACCCGGGCCCGGGCAGCCGUCGCCCCCUCCCGAUGCGCUACCCUGCCGGGACGGCACGGACCCAAACCAGCCCACCGAGCUCCUCGGGGAGGUAGACCGCACGGAGUUUGAACAGUAUCUGCACUUCGUGUGCAAGCCCGAGAUGGGCCUCCCUUAUCAGGGGCAUGACUCUAGUGUGAAUCUGCCGGACAGUCACGGGGCCCUCUCCUCAGUGGUGUCCGAUGCCAGUUCUGCGGUAUAUUACUGCAAUUAUCCUGACGUUUGA
Molecule: messenger RNA, 1287 nt
Organism: Orycteropus afer afer
Lineage: Eukaryota; Metazoa; Chordata; Mammalia; Tubulidentata; Orycteropodidae
Gene: SOX17
Product: SRY-box transcription factor 17
Biological process (GO): angiogenesis; heart development; anatomical structure morphogenesis
Molecular function (GO): DNA-binding transcription activator activity, RNA polymerase II-specific; RNA polymerase II cis-regulatory region sequence-specific DNA binding
Source: RefSeq, a predicted model, not a curated record